This is a messenger RNA of Contarinia nasturtii (swede midge), 1689 nucleotides long. RefSeq lists its product as uncharacterized. The transcript has 2 exons. The coding region runs from base 88 to 1371 and encodes 427 amino acids. The record is from RefSeq and is a predicted model, not a curated record. Lineage: Eukaryota; Metazoa; Arthropoda; Insecta; Diptera; Cecidomyiidae.
UUUUCAUGCAUUGUCAUGAAUGCAACUGUCCAAGUUUACAUCGUGUUUAUUUAACUAUUGAAAAAAUUUCGCUUAUUCGACAAAAACAUGGAUUCCGACGAUAACUGUUUAAUUAUAGACGAAAGUGUGUCAACAACCUCAAAUCAAACUCGUUCUGAAUCAGAUGAAAAUCAAAACGGUGCUAUUAACAAUAAUGUGAAUAACAAAGAAAGUGAUGUUUCAAAUGCAUCGACACCAAAGCCAUCUGACGAAACAAGCACGUCACGUUCAAAAGAACGUAGCGGUACCGAAAAAUCGAAAACCAAAGAAAAAACCAAAACCACAACACCAUUCAAAGAGAAAAGGCGCAGUUCAUCGCAUCGUGCACACUAUAUUCGCCUGUCAUCGUCGGUAUUGAAAGAAAAAAAAUUGCACAUCAUCGCUUACAAGCAUCAGUUGUAUAACAUGCACUUUUCACUAAAAGGAAGCCUACUGAUGGGCGAAACACCUUCAGCAUAUCCAACACCACCAGCAUUUCCCGAUCUCAGUUUGACACAAUUGCUGCAUUGGCCUGGAAUUAAACUUAACAUUAGUUUCGAUCAUUUCAUAUUCAAUCAUGAGAUUAAAGACAAUUGUGAACGUGACAUUGUUUUCGGCGAAGAAAUUUUGGUGAAUAUUGACAAGGAAACGAAUCCAUCAGAAACCAGAUACCUUCAACAAGUACCAUCUAGCAAAACGUAUCCAAUGGUGUCUACAGAAUUGAUGGAAACAUACGUAAAAACGUUCAUGGAAGCUGCACCGCAUUAUGAUGUUGCCCAAUCAAAGUUGCCCGAAAUUGAACAAUCGUUUGGAACAAUAAUCGAUGACAUUUCGAGCGUUGGAGAGUCUAUACAAACCCGAGUAACGCACUCGCGUUUUUUGAAUGGCCAAAAAUAUUUCCGCAUUUUUGACAAUGAGCCGCCAGAAAACGUCAAUGCUGUCGGAGCAUCCACCGCUUACAACAACAACGCCAAUAAGAAUAAUUUGAAGGUUAGGUUGAGAGAAACAAUAAACCCCGAGGUCCUCUUUUGGAUUACUCAUUGCCAAUUCACAUCUGAUCAAAUUAACCAAUGGUAUCAUGAUUUGAAUGAUUAUUUCGAUGGUUUAUUAGUCAAACGCAAUAUGGCUAAAAAAGAAUUGUUACGAGAUCGAUUCAAAAAGUGUCUCACACUAAAAUGUGAAAAAUGCAACGAAACAUUUGAUGGUGCUCUGUGGUCAGUAAAACUAAAGGAUCACAUCAAACAAAAGCAUUUGGUCGACGAAGAUUGGAUCUGCGUAAAAUGUUUGCGAUCAUGGAACCAAUAUGAAUUGUUGCAAAUGGGAUGGAAACAUGACUGUACAACUGGAAAUUAGUUCAAAAACGAGCAUAAAUCAAACACGAUGUUGCCAACCAUUUUUUUUCUGAUCAACUCUGGCCAUUAAGUACCAAACCAUAUGCAUAUAAUAUGCAACAAAACGUCACUCAUACAUACAUCAUUUAGGAAACCAAGAUAUUUAAAAGAAAAAAAGCGAUAAAGAUAAACACUUAACUUUUUUGUACCAUAAAUAUUCAUCUUCAUUAUUUGAUUAACAAUUUUAGUACAAAUUCCAUGUAAUGUCUUUAAGUAUAAUUCCAAAAAAACGCUUCGUAAAUGAAACCAAAUCAAAUUAGACUAUAUUUAGGGAGUUAUA